ACCAAACCUUGGAGCACCUGGGCCCAUCUCCACCUUUCUACUGAAAUUUAUAUUGUGGUAAUUGUAGGUUUACAUGCGGUUGUAAGAAAUAAUACAGGGAGAUCCCUUGCACACUUUGCCCAGUCUCCCCCACUGGUAACACUUUUGUAACCCUCUAGUGCAGUGUCACACCCAGGACACUGGCAGGUGCAGUCCACAGGCCGGGGGGUGUGUGUGUGUGUGUCUGUCUGUGUGUGAAGUUCUACUGUCUCCACCUUUUGAUGUAGGAACCUUACACCAGGGCUGCUUUAGGAAGGACUCAUCUCUCCCCAUCCCACGCUGCUCUCCGCACAGCCGUGCUGAUUACAUACAGGAACGGGCCACCCUCCUGCUGCUUUCUCCUGUUAUCUGAUUACAUCUCUGUCCACAGUGGCAUUUUGUCAGCACUUGGGAACUUCCUGGCCCAGUUGAUUGUGAAGAAGCGGGAAAAAGAAAACUCCCAAAAGCUAGAUGUCAUUGGGCCUCUCAGAUAUGCCAUUUAUGGGUUCUUCUUCACAGGGCCACUGAGUCACUUCUUCUACGUCUUCAUGGAGCACUGGAUCCCUUCCGAGGUCCCCUUGGCUGGGCUCAAGAGGCUCCUGCUGGACCGCCUCCUCUUUGCGCCGGCCUUCCUGUUGUUGUUCUUCCUCAUCAUGAACUUCCUGGAGGUGAGGGCCAGCCGGCACCAUGCAGAACCAGAGGGGGCCUCAUCUUCCAGCAGCCUUGUUUCAGCUUGGGCUGAUCGGCGGUUUUCUCUCUGCCCAGAAUCAGUAGCAGGUCCGGAUUUGGACAGUUCCGAGUGCUUUUUGCCAACCUGGUGUCUCUGUUCUGGUACAUCUACCUGGCCUCUCUGGGGAAGUGAAGAGGACCUGGAGUGAAUGCAGACACACUGCCCAUGUGGGUCUAGGGACCCACCUGCGUAGGGUGAGGGAGCAGAAACAACCUAGUCAGGACUUUAUCUGACUCCACAUCAUGUGACUGAAGAUGGAGAAACAAAUCUUUUAACGUAAGAACUUGUGUUUUAAAAAGGCAGUAACUAUCUUCAGGUGAUGCGGCCUUAGAGUCAGAAAAUACAGUAGUGUUGACUUCACUUGUCACCUUGAAUUGAAUUAGGACGACAAUAAACUAUAAUGCAGUUUU
Messenger RNA from Leptonychotes weddellii (Weddell seal), 1158 nucleotides. Lineage: Eukaryota; Metazoa; Chordata; Mammalia; Carnivora; Phocidae. The record is from RefSeq and is a predicted model, not a curated record.